GGUAACUUGACAUGUGGUCGACUGUACUUUUACCAAUAUUUAUUUUAUUUUAAGCCUUAAAUAUAUAGGUUAGUUAAAUUCAUUUUUGUAGAAAUAUAAAAACUCUUUGAUAUAAAAAGACAACAAUUAUGACAGUCAUGUCAAUGUGAAAGUUUAUAAAUUUAUAGGCAUGGCAUCAAAAUUAAUAAUUAAUAAAUUUGAAAAUGGUGCAAAUUUUAAAUCCUUGCAGGUUACCAUUGAAGACGGGAAGACCAAAGCGUCGGAAGCUAAAUUUAGUGAAUGGACAGAGGGCAAAAGUCAGCACAAAAUAAAGGAUAUUGAAAAAUCUUCACGAUUAGUGGUAAAGAUAAUUUCUGAAGAUGAAAUGAAUGAGUUGGAUUUGGAUUCUUGUGCCAAAGAAGUAAGAGUUAAUCAGGUUUUGGAAACACAAAAGUUUUUUACGAAUGUCUACGAGGAUCACAUUGAAUAUAAACCAAUGAUUACCAAUCAACAUUAUGCGCACAAAUUUCAGAGAAGUAAUAAUAUUCUAAACCAGUUUGACGAAAGAGGGCAAGAUAAAGCACCUAGUCGCUCACUCUUGUUUCAAGAGGAUACAGAAAUGGAGGAUCAUGGAAGUUCAAUGAGACAAUUUGAGAGAGCUGAAGGAGAUAAAAGUCCUUUAGAGUAUAGCUUGGAGAGAGUGAAGGAGAACAACGCUAGGAUCAUGGAAAAUAUACAAAUAUUAAACCGAACUUUAAAUUAUACAAAAAAGAAGGAGACCCUAGACAUCGUAUGCCCAAAGUCGAUGAGGUCUCAUCCCUGCGACACCUGCGGAAAAUGUUUCGUCUAUGAAACCGGUUUAAAAAGACAUUACGCUACACGACAUGCUAUAACAGAGAUGCCUCCCCGCUGGCAAAUCGUCUGGACAUGCAUAGAAUGUUUUCAAGUGUGGCCGCGUCAAGAAUCUGCUUUGAAACAUGCCAGCGAAUGCUGCAAAUCCGAUAGCGUAGACAGUGUGAGGGAAAUAAAAACAUCAUCUCUAUUGCAGUGCGAGUUCUGCGAGAAAGUAUUUACAAGUAUACCCAGAUUGUUGCGACAUUGUAAGACGCACACAACCGAAAAUAAUUAUGAAUGUAAUGCAUGUGAAGCUACUUUUUUGUCAUAUAAAAGUGCAGAGCAACAUUGGCUAUUGUGUCCCUGGCUGAGGAUAUGCUAUAGUUUCUCCUUACCAAAGUUAUUGUUAUGCAAUGCUUGCGACCGAAAGUUUAGAAAUUAUGAGCAUCUUUAUAAUCACAGGUACAAGAUUGGGCACUUCACAACCAAGACUCAUGGAAACUUCAAUGUGUACCAGUGUGAAAUGUGUGGCCAGAGUUUCUCAACAAUCCCUUCACUUCAAGUACACAAACUGCAAUGUCAUCCCCGCUUUGAUCCAGGGGUACUAUGUAACAAUGUUAAGAGUUAUGGUGAAUAUCCAAACACUUAUUAUCUAGAGAGUGAACAAGAUAAUAAUAAAAACUAUGACAAGUACUAAUAUUGUUAAGCAGAUUUUGUAAAGUAAAUAAACAAAAAUACAAACAAUAAAUGUGUACUGUAAUAAAUUGCACACCAAAAGGCUAAGUGAAUUUUAUAAAAAUAAAUCGGCAAUCUUUGUA
Plodia interpunctella (Indianmeal moth) is the source of this 1631-nucleotide messenger RNA. Its product is annotated as zinc finger protein 69 homolog B-like. The record is from RefSeq and is a predicted model, not a curated record. Gene Ontology annotation, biological process: regulation of transcription by RNA polymerase II. NCBI's taxonomy places the organism in Eukaryota, Metazoa, Arthropoda, Insecta, Lepidoptera, Pyralidae. The transcript is spliced from 3 exons. The coding region runs from base 170 to 1510 and encodes 446 amino acids. Gene Ontology annotation, cellular component: chromosome. Gene Ontology annotation, molecular function: chromatin insulator sequence binding.